AUGGGCUGUUUCCCCAGAUUCUCCAGGCCUGCCCCCAUGUUCUUGGAUGACUCCUUCCGCAAGUGGGCCCGCAUCCGAGACUUUGUGCCACCGUUUGGAAUUAAAGGACAAGAUAACCUGAUCAAAGCCAUCCUGUCAGCCACCAAAGAGUACCGCCUGACACCUGCCCUGGACAGCCUCAGCUGCCGCCGCUGCAUUAUCAUAGGGAACGGAGGUGUCCUUGCCAACAAGUCCUUGGGAGCUCGGAUCGAUGACUAUGACAUUGUGGUCAGGCUGAACUCAGCUCCGGUGAAGGGUUUUGAGAAGGAUGUUGGGGGCAAGACCACCCUGCGCAUCACUUACCCUGAGGGUGCCAUGCAGCGGCCGGAGGAGUAUGAGAAGGACUCACUCUUUGUCCUGGCUGGCUUCAAGUGGCAAGACUUCAAAUGGCUCAAGUACAUUGUCUACAAGGAGAAAGUGAGUGCUUCGGAUGGUUUCUGGAAGUCAGUGGCCACUCGGGUGCCCAAGGAGCCGCCUGAGAUACGCAUCCUCAACCCCUACUUCAUCCAGGAGGCUGCCUUCAGUUUCAUUGGACUCCCCUUCAACCAUGGCCUAAUGGGCCGGGGGAACAUCCCCACUCUGGGCACCGUGGCAGUCACCAUGGCCCUGCACAGCUGUGACCAGGUGGCAGUGGCUGGCUUUGGCUACGACAUGAGCUCACCCAACGCCCCCCUUCAUUACUACGAAUCUGUUCGCAUGGCCGCCAUCAAGGAGUCCUGGACACAUAACAUCCAGCGAGAGAAGGAGUUCCUUCGGAAGCUGGUAAAAGCCCGUGUCAUCACUGACCUCACCAGUGGCAUCUGAAGGGCCCCGGACGUGGCUCGUGAUGCACCAGCCUCCACAGGAUGCCGGGCCCAGCCUGUGACGGGAGAGCCGCCUUCCUUCUUUGUAACUGGACCCCGGAUGGACGAGGAGCCUCUGGGUGGGCAAGUGCCAACGGCCACCAGUGCCAGCCUCAACCUGCCUAGCCUCCUUCGUCUAGGCAGGACUUCCUGGGAGAAACACUGGCCCCAGACUGGGCUUUGCUUGGGACUGAGGAACUUGCCUGAGACGGGGUGCUCUGCCUGGCCCUGAAAGACCCUUCCUGGAUCUGAGACCUGCCUGGAACUGAAGGGGUCUGCCUGAGAGUAGGGGGCCCUGACUGGCUGGCUGGCAGGGUCUGGCCUUCAGGGCCCCUGGGAAAGUCUCUUGCCUCGGUGUUUGCUGUAUUUUAUUUUAUUUUGUGGAUGCAGAGU
This is a messenger RNA of Vombatus ursinus (common wombat), 1274 nucleotides long. It is a transcript of the gene ST3GAL3, whose product is annotated as ST3 beta-galactoside alpha-2,3-sialyltransferase 3. The record is from RefSeq and is a predicted model, not a curated record. Gene Ontology annotation, molecular function: sialyltransferase activity. NCBI's taxonomy places the organism in Eukaryota, Metazoa, Chordata, Mammalia, Diprotodontia, Vombatidae. Bases 1 to 843 code for a protein of 280 amino acids. The transcript has 7 exons.